AUGUCAGACGAUUCGGAUGUAGAUAAUGUUGGAUAUGAAUCACUCUUGCGUAAUAUCAACAUAGGAAAGGAUAAGAAGGCUCAAGUACGUAAGAAUGUUCACUCGAUUGAUGUACAGGACCUUCUGGGAUCAGUAAAAGUCCAAAAGAAAUCAUUAGCUCUUGCUAAGUUGAAAGUGGAGAACGACAAGAAGAAAAGCAAAAAAAAAAAUUCAGCCCUCCCGGUUCCGUUGCAUAGACAGGAGCGGGAGAGAUUACAAGGACAAGUUGGUUAUAAUGAGCUAAAGAAAGAUUUGGCCAUUUGGACAGAUAUUGUCCAAUCAAAUAGAUUAGCUGAUCAAUUAAGUUUUCCACUUCAUCAAGAAGGAGUAUUAUCUAAUGAUAAUGCCGCUAAUAGAGCUGACAGCUUUAGGCCGAAAACAGAUUUCGAAAAGGAACUGUCCGAUCUGGUACAAACUAGUAAGCACAAUCUCAACAAUGAUGUUGUUUAUACCGAAGCUGAGCUUGAAAUAUUAAAAGCCAUGGACCUCAAAGAGGCUAAAGAGCGGUUACGUAGAUUACAAAAGCAUAGGGUUUUGAUCAGUUAUAAGGAGGCGAAGUUCAGAUACCAGAAAAAAAUCAAAUCCAAAGGAUAUCAUCGUUUACUAAAGCGUCAGAAGCGUAAGCAACUCAUCAAAGAGUUUGAUGAACUGCUUGUGAGAGAUCCUGAGGCAGCAAGAGAAAAGUUAAAACAGCUAGAGACGGAUCGUGUAUUGGAAAGAGGAUCGUUGAAACACAACGCCAAAAGUCAAUUUAGAAUGAGCGUUCUCAGGCGUGCAGGUAAAGAUCCUGCAGCUAAAAAAAUAUUGGAAGAGCAUAUGAGACUUGGAAAAGAACUGAGAGAGAAAAUUUCUAUGGAAACUGACAGCGAAAGUGACAGUGAUAGCGACGAAGAAGCAGACAACAAGCAGAGCGUAGCUGACCUUAUUAAGAGUGCUGCUCUAGCUGCAGCCAAGGGCGAUACCGAAUCUCAACUAGCUUUCGAAGAGGGAAACGAGUCCGAGAAACGAAUGAAACUGUUUGAGAUGAGAGCACAGAAGCGUGAAAAAAUAGCUAAGUUGAAAGCUGAUGGAACGGUUGAAAAGGUCGAGAAAGUUGAAAAUGUAUUUGAGGAGAAUGCCGAUUGGAAUCCGCAAAAUCAACCAGUGGAAUCCACCAGUACUACUGCUGCUCCAACUUCUGAUGCUAGUGCUAAGAAAAAGAAAAAAACUAAGAAAAGAAAGCUGAACGCUAAUGAAGAGGAAAAAGCAAAGCCUGAGUCUACGGCUUCUGUUGAAGACUCGUCGUCUACACAGCCAAAAGUGAAAGGCCAUGUUGGUGAUGUUGAUGAUAUUUUUGAACAAGCGGGAGAAGCCAUAAUAAGCAAGCUUCGUGGUAAAAUAAAAAAAGGUGAACCUAACGAAGCAGCUACUCCUCCUGUCGAGAAGAAAAAAAAAUCUGUGAAAGAGAAAGAGCCUGCAAAAGAAGCUGAGCCUGAUCUCGUGCUGGACCCCAGACAUUUCUUAAAGGUGGAAACUAGUGAUUUGAAUAAAGUUGCUGCUGAUUUCGAUGAUCAAGUAACUGAGUUAGAAGAUGACCAGAGCAAGUUAAUCGCCGAAGCAUUCAAGGAUGAAGAUGUUAUAGGUGAUUUCGAAAAAGAGAAAGAGAGGACAGAAGAAAAAGAAAAGCCGCAAGACAUAGAUUUGAAUUUACAAGGAUGGGGAUCAUGGGCUGGUCCGGGAAUGACUGCAAGGAAGCAAAGGAGGUAUAUCAUCAAGGCGGCGGAUAAAAAAAGAAAGGAUAGAAACAAAUCAGCUGUUAUCAUCAAAGAAAAGCCAGAUCUGCCUGUGCAUAAAUUACAACCUCGAGAGCUGCCAUUUCCGUAUACCAGUGUUGAAGACUACCAGAAAGCCAUUAGUCAACCUCUCGGAAAAGACUACAACCCUGUUACAGUCACAAAAGAUUUAUGCAAACCUGCAGUUGUCACGCAAGCCGGUCGGUCUAUCAGGCCAAUGGAUAAAGAAGAAGCUAUCAAGAAGAAGAUUAUGGAGGAUGAUGAGACUCUAUUCUAG
Molecule: messenger RNA, 2088 nt
Organism: Auanema sp. JU1783
Lineage: Eukaryota; Metazoa; Nematoda; Chromadorea; Rhabditida; Rhabditidae
Source: the annotation of a GenBank genome assembly